AUGGGGGCACGCGCUGCAUGCGCUGCGAGCUCUGACGAAGGUUCUUUGAGGACCUGGUGGUACGUGGCCAUGCGAGAUCUGGCUUUUCAGCUGCUGGCACUUGCAGAGCUCGCCUACUUGCUCGCAGACACCUCGCGUCAGCAUCAGUGGCAGGUGCACUUGCUCAUCCCAUUGACCUACAGCAGCUACGUGGUCUGCAUUGCCUGUGAGCCAAGGAUCCGCCGGUGGCUUUGCCUGCCGUCCAUGCCGCCGCUGACAAGCCUGGAGCAGGCGGAGACUUCAAAGGUGGCAGAGGAGGGCCAUGCAAGGCCAAUGCAGUCGAGCAGGCCAGCGCAGAUGGCACGACCUGGAGAGGCUGCUGUUCGAGAAGCGGUGCAAUUGGCACACUUCAGGAUGGAUGCAGCUCUCGGUGAAUUCGAGGAAAUCAGCAUGGGUAGCAAGCCUGACAAGCCUGAGGAUGAGGCUUGCAGACGUCACAGUCGCUGUGAGGACACGUGGAGCCAUGGGAAAGAUUGCACUACAUCCACUGGCCAACGUCUUGCACUUUCCAUUGUGGCAGGGAUCAUUUGCCUUUCGUUGGUCACCUAUGUCCUUCUGGACUGCCUGGCCCGCCUGGCUUGUGUUUCCGGAGUAACGCCCUCCAUCAUGGGCUUCGUCGUGGUUGCAGCCGGGCUGCGCAUCCCGGGAAUGUUGGAUGUCGCAUCUGGAAAAUGUCCGAAAGAUGACGCUCCCAACUUGCCUGCUGGCCUGUGCAUGCUGCUGACCGCAAGCUACCUUGGGAAGGUCAGGGCGCCGAUGAGCGACUUCCAGUUCCUCACCAUCUGUGGAGUCGCCCAGAUGCUGUCCCUGCUUGCUGUGCUGAAGCGGAAGCGGCGCUGUGUGGGUUACCUGCUCCUCGCGGCCUACCUUCUGUGCAUUGUGCUCACUCUAGCGCUCUUCUACAUCCAGAAGCUCUGA
Symbiodinium pilosum is the source of this 957-nucleotide messenger RNA. NCBI's taxonomy places the organism in Eukaryota, Dinophyceae, Suessiales, Symbiodiniaceae. The record is from the annotation of a GenBank genome assembly.